AUUGGAUAGAAGGGAGAGCGGGAAUUUGAAUGAGAGGAAACGGUGCGUUCUACCGCAGGCAUAAAAUGGCAGGCAUGCCUCUUGGUCUCUAUUGCAGAAGGGCAAAGAAUCAGCGAAGUUAGGGCCGGGCUUCCUCCCUCCCUCUCUCUUCGAACGCAACCGUCUUCUUCUCCUGUGACCGAUAAAUUAACCGGCUUUUGUAUCUGCAGUUUCGACCUCGUUUUCUCAAGAUCUUCCUUUCUCGAGUUUUUGUUGGUUCUUAUCUUUGCGGUUAACCAAAGUGCAUACCAACUGUUCAACAAUUUGCCUAAACGAAUUUGUCUCACCACUCUUUUCCAUUUCUCUAAACGCAAAGCAAAACAAAUUUAAAGGACACGACACUCCUUUAUGAAGAGAGAUGUUGAAUAGAGUCUCAAGGCGCUGCUUUUGCACUGCUGCUGCUGCUCCCACAACACUAUCGCCUUGGCUCUUUGUUGGGUUGGGAAAUCCCGGCGAGAAAUUCAAAGGAACCCGACACAAUGUGGGUUUUGAGAUGAUUGAUGCAUUUGCAGAGUCACUAGGGAUUUCUAUGAAUAUACCUCUUUGUAAAGCUCUUUUUGGAGAAGGGUUUGUUGGUGACGCACCUGUUCUUCUUGCGAAGCCUCAAACUUACAUGAAUCUGAGUGGUGAAUCAUUCACAUAA
Messenger RNA from Populus euphratica (Euphrates poplar), 682 nucleotides. RefSeq names its product peptidyl-tRNA hydrolase, mitochondrial-like. The record is from RefSeq and is a predicted model, not a curated record. Gene Ontology annotation, molecular function: peptidyl-tRNA hydrolase activity. Bases 398 to 682 code for a protein of 94 amino acids. Lineage: Eukaryota; Viridiplantae; Streptophyta; Magnoliopsida; Malpighiales; Salicaceae. The transcript has 3 exons.